Messenger RNA from Acipenser ruthenus (sterlet), 2444 nucleotides. RefSeq names its product insulin-induced gene 2 protein-like. Lineage: Eukaryota; Metazoa; Chordata; Actinopteri; Acipenseriformes; Acipenseridae. Gene Ontology annotation, cellular component: SREBP-SCAP-Insig complex; endoplasmic reticulum. Gene Ontology annotation, biological process: SREBP signaling pathway; cholesterol biosynthetic process; SREBP-SCAP complex retention in endoplasmic reticulum. The coding region runs from base 311 to 997 and encodes 228 amino acids. The record is from RefSeq and is a predicted model, not a curated record. The transcript has 6 exons.
UCUUGCGCUAGAAAACGACGUCAGUGAGCUGGCCUGUCAUUGGACGUUCAGCUCACGUAACUGCAGUGAGUGGCAGGGAAGUGAUGCGAGAGUGAAAUGAAGUAAUUGAGUGUCUUAAAACUUAGCGUAUUUCAACUUUUAAUUAGUGUUUGGCUUAGAAAGUGUACGCGGAGUCAGGCGGCUAUAUUUUGUAUUUGUGAGAGACGAAAUAAGGUUUACUGUAAUGUAUGAUGAGGUCAACUGUGCUGGUGGCUAGAAGAGGAACACUGUGCUCAUCUAUCAUUAACAAAUAGAAUAGUUUUUGGCAGUCAUGGUGGAAGCUACAAAGUUGAAAAGUCUACCACCUGUGCAGAAGAUGCAUGGUCCCUACAUUUCAGUCAUAACAAAUCGCAAAAUUAAUUUGACAAUACGAGGAGUGGUCCUGUUUUCUAUUGGGGUUUUCCUAGCUUUAGUGUUAAACUUGCUACAAGUUCAACGAAAUGUUACUCUCUUUCCUCCAGAUGUAAUAGCCAGCAUCUUCUCCUCUGCAUGGUGGGUUCCACCAUGCAUUGGCACAGCUUCAGCUGUGAUUGGAUUGAUGUACCCGUGUAUUGACCGUCACCUUGGGGAGCCUCACAGAUUUAAACGAGAGUGGUCCAGCGUCAUGCGAUGUGUGGCAGUCUUUGUGGGGAUUAACCACGCAAGUGCUAAAAUAGAUUUUGCAAACAAUAUGCAGCUGUCUCUUACACUUGCAGCACUGUCCAUUGGAUUGUGGUGGACAUUUGACAGAUCUCGAAGUGGAUUUGGCCUUGGAUUAGGCAUUGCUUUCUUUGCAACCUUGGUGACCCAGCUGUUGGUAUAUAAAGGUGUUUUUCAGUAUACCUCCCCUGACUUCCUCUAUGUACGUUCCUGGUUACCUUGUAUAUUUUUUGCUGGAGGAAUUACCAUGGGAAAUAUAGGCCGUCAACUAGCAAUGUAUGAAUGCAAGGUUGUUCAAGAAAAGGCACAUGAAGACUGAAGCCAGAAGUUUUGCUGGGUGAUUUUUAUUUUUAGAAGAGAAAAACAAAUGGCUGUACAUUGAUCGAAUAACAUGCCAAAAGUGAAAGUAUGUAGAAUUGUAAAUAAGGAUUUAAUUUGAAUGUAGAAUUGCAACUACUGUUUUGUUUUGUUUUUUUAUUGUUACUGUACAGUGCAAUCUGUGAUUGCUAUUUUGUAUAGGUAGUCUGGUGACAGUGCGUCGGUAUGAAAUACAACUUUUCACAUUAAGAGUUAAUGCCUAUUGAAAGAUCCUGAAAUAUAGACUUUAGCUUUAGACCUUUGGCUGUGUUGUGCCAAACUGAUGUUUGGGUUAAUUAAAUUAAUCUAAACAUUGGCAGAUAUAAAUACACCUGCUGUUUAGGCCUAAAUUAUAUGCAUUUAAGACCUCUCCUGUUUAAGGUCAGUUGAAUAGACACCAAUGUGUUUUACUGGGGGUUUCUACAGUAGAUAUAUAUAUAUUUUUUUGCAGAAGGAAGUAUUCACUUUUUUUUUUUCUGCUCUAAACGUACACAUCUCUGCUAGUGCUGUACCUUGUGUGUAUCCGACACCGAUUCCAAUAUUAGGUAGUUGAUCCCUGGAGGAUCAGGAUACAUUUGGUUUAAUCAAAUAUCUGGCAGAAGAAUAGAAAAACAAACAAACCAAAAGAAAAUCUUUUUUAUACUUUGUGCUGAGUAUUGUGCACUAUUUACACUCAUUGCAAUCGAAGGCUUAUUCUUAGCUGAAUGUUAGAUGAUACAUGGCAUUGUGUCUAAUUUCUGCUCUUGAUCACGUUGUUUCAGUUCUUCAUCCUAACUUCAAAACCAAGACAGAAGUGUUCAACACAAAACGAUCUAGUGCCACACUACCAGUAAUGUGAAAUGUGGCUGUCUCUUGUAAUAAGCAUUGGUUUUGCAUGGAGUUCCUGAAGAAAUGUAAAUCCGUAUUUGCUUUUGUAUUCCUUAAUUUAUUUUUUUAAAUAGAAAUAGUAGUGCAAUAUAAAAAGUGAAAUAGAAUUAUUGGAAAAGGCCAGAGGUUCACAUGCACGCACACAUAAUUAUGUGUGUUAAAACUAGAUCGAGAAAAUAAAAAUGCUCGACAAACAUACAUAUUCUAUUAAAGAAGUGACGGGUGGCAAAAGAUAAUAGUCUUUGGUUUAAGUCAUAAUCCCAUUUUCCACUUGUUAUGGACAAUGCUCAGUAUACAUAUUUUAUAUUGAUUGAAUUAAAUGUUGUUUUGUUUUUCUUCACUUAUUGUUUUCAUAGCUUCAUGUUUGCAACCAAUUAGAAUGUGCCUCAACUUUCAGCAUAGACACAAACAAGCUUUGUUAUUACAAUUUACUGCAUUUUUGUGGUUUGAUGGGUGGGUAGAGACCCAUCUGUUGUAACUUCCCAUAUGUAAAUGGAAGUGUUCAAACAUGAAGCCCUUAUUAAACAAUGACUUUUAAAAUA